Molecule: messenger RNA, 1086 nt
Organism: Arachis duranensis
Lineage: Eukaryota; Viridiplantae; Streptophyta; Magnoliopsida; Fabales; Fabaceae
Exons: 2
Coding region: 1-1086 (361 amino acids)
Source: RefSeq, a predicted model, not a curated record
AUGAGGAACAUUGAACGGCAAGUGGGACAAUUGGCCAAACAAGCUGAACGGCCAACUAACAUCCUCCCAAGUGAUACAAUACCCAACCCAAGGGAAGAAUGUAAAUCUCUACAGUUGAGAAGUGGCAAAGUAAUCGGAGAAAAUUCUAACAAGGAAGCAACAAAACUCAAGGAGCAAGACACGGUAGAUAAGCAAGAUGAAGAAAAGGCAUCAACACCUCAAAAAAGCAAAGAAGAUGAGAAGCCACAAAGCAAGUCAUCCACUCAAGAUAGCCACCACAAUAACAAGGAGAAUGUGAAGCCACAGCAGGAAAACAAGAAUGAAAGAGUGAAAGCUUAUAAACUUGAAAUUAAUAUUCCAUUGGCUGAAGCUUUGGAACGAAUGCCAUUAUAUGCAAAGUUUCUUAAAGAACUGAUCACCAAGAAGAGAAGUUGGCAAGAAAAAGAAACAGUGGUUCUCACUCAAGAGUGUAGCGCCAUCAUUCAAAAGGGGUUGCCACCAAAACUUAAAGAUCCAGGCAUUUUCCUCAUACCUUGUACAAUUGGGAAUAUAGCCAUUGAUAAAUCACUCUGUGACCUGGGAGCAAGCAUUAACUUGAUGCCUCUUACCAUGAUGAAGAAAAUGAUGAUUGAAAAGCUUAAACCCACAAGGAUGUCACUCCAACUUGCUGACAGGUCCAUCAAAAUACCAAAUGGUGUAGUUGAGAACCUCUUGGUGAAAGUAGGAAAUUUUAUAUUCCCAGCCGAUUUUGUAGUCCUAGAUAUGGAUGAAGAGGGGAGCAACUCCGUUAUUCUUGGUAGACCCUUUUUGGCCACAGCUAGAACAAUCAUUGACGUGGAAAAGGGAGAGAUGACCUUCAGAGUACAUGAUGAGCAAAUGACCAUUAAUGUCUUCAAGGCAAUGCAAUACCCCACUGAGAAAGAGAGUUGCAUGAGGAUUGAUAUGGUGGAUGCGUUGGUUGAAGAAGUGUUUAAAGUAAACCAUCAAGUGAAACAGGAGGAAGUCCAAGACAUCCGAGAACAAGAAGAGAACAAAUUGCAAGCACUAGAGGAACCAAUGGAAGCCAAGAAAGAAGAGGCGCCAUAA